AUGCAAUUUAAUUUCAUUAAUUUAGAGAAAUAAUUCAAUCAAGAUGGUUCGACUAAAUUCUCCACUAGCAGAAACGUCAAGUGCAAGAGAUUAUAUUGACAUUAUGAGCGAAAUAAAGAAACUUGAAGCAUUUUACCAUGAAUUUGAAGAAAAUAAUCCAACAAUUAUUGUUUUUGGUGAUCAAUCGAGUGGCAAAAGUACCGUUUUACAACGUUUAACUGGUGGUUUACCAUUGCCAAGGUAAAGAAAAAAAAUUAUAAUUUAUUUUAUUUCAUUUUUUUUUAAAAAAAAUUUCUUCAUAAUAGGGGAUCCACAAAAAGUACAGUCGCCCCUUUCAAAAUUCGUAUGUUACAAAGUGAAGAACCAUUACAUAAAAUAUCUUUACGUUACGUAGAAAACAAAAAUCGUGAGCCGAUACAUCCAAGUGAAGUUGAUUUUGCUGUUAUAACAGAUUUGGAUGAGUUAGAAAUAGAAGAAAAAUUGCGCGAAGCUCAACGUUACGUACAGAAUCCGAGUA
Rhizophagus irregularis DAOM 181602=DAOM 197198 is the source of this 517-nucleotide messenger RNA. Lineage: Eukaryota; Fungi; Glomeromycota; Glomeromycetes; Glomerales; Glomeraceae. The record is from RefSeq and is a predicted model, not a curated record.